AUGAGCAGGAUUGUCGGCCUUUUCCGGCGCACGUUUGGAAUAGUUCGCGACCACGUGGGCACAGAUCAUUUUGGGAAUAAAUAUUACAUAAUCCCAGAGCAGAAGACAUGGACAGGUAGGUUCAUCCUUAAUGUGUUUUAUCAAUGGGCUUUAUUCUGACACUCUUCAAAGUGCUUGAACCCACAUGCAAGUAGAAGGGCAAGAAAGGUUAAAAUAAGCUCAAUUGAGGCUACCUAAACACUUUUUUUUUGUAUAUGCAUGGACCAUUUCACAGUGGCAAAGGUAGCUUCACGUCACUAGUGUGUUGAAAUGACAAAAUAUGUCAAUUUCACUAUGGAAUAAUAAUAUAUACUGAGUCCAGCUUUUCUAAUGCACAUAUUCAGCUGUACUUUUCCCUGAAAUUGUGAUUGACUUUAGCUUUAGGCUACCCUUGCACUACAAUAAUCUUACCGCUAGAUGUCGCCCCCACCUCAACAGGCAGUCCCUCAAAGUGUUUUCAAUGCGACCGCUGAGGAUUUAAAUGCGAUUUACUAAAGUUUAGUAACUCUAACUUUGACAGAACUUUGACAGCUACACGGGGCUUCCUGAGGAACGAGUAUUGGACUGUUUUAGAGUAUUACGUGUGUGAUGAGGAUUUAGAAGGAGGUCAUAUAUCCCUUCUGAGAUAUGGCAGUCCUCAAGCCAAGCAGUAGAACUGUGUCAUCAGGCUAAUCCAUGGUGAGAUGCCAAUGGUGUCCUUUGCACUGUCACAGACUGAGCUGAGGCCAAGGACACGUUCUCUAAAAUGAAUGACUGGCUCAAUGUGAGUUCUGCUGCAGUAUACCAUCUUAACUUCUGUAGUGUCUGGAGAAGGGUUUUAUUGGAGGCUCGAUUAAGCAAUGGGAGAAGAGGAAUAAAGGCAUUCUGAUAUAGGGAGAGUGGGGUAAGUGAGUCAUUUUUCAUAUUUCGGAUCUCUACAUCAAGGCAAUCAUAGUUUUUGUCAUCAUAGUUUGGUCACAUGAUCAGUUUUUUUUAUACCAUUUCCAAGCCACAGGGGGUGUCUCAACUUACCCCACUCUCCCCUAUAGGCUCUCCUGUCAGAAAGACACUCAAGACUGUGACUUUUACCGUGAUUAUAAAAACACGCAGGUAUAAUUCCCAGUACUUGAGUUGUAAACUUGUUUCUGAGGUAAGCAAAGUGUGCUCGUAAGUGCAAUUUUCAAGCUCAAUUCAUUAGCCGAAUUUUCCUUUCAGCACCACCAUUAAUCAUCAUCUGCAGGGGUCUGUCCUCAACUUAAGGCCACAGGUCAGGGGUCACAGGUCCAAGAGCAUGACCCUUGAUUACCCUAGACAUGAUACUGCUGGUUAACAAGCCAUGGACUGUUGACGUGUUAAUCCCAAAAGCUUUAUACACUGUAUGAUAUUUGCCAGAAUUACAAGGACCAUAUUUGUGUAAUCACAUUCACAUGUUUUGUGUUUGUCUCCCUCUCUUGGUUAAACGUUAUGUUUGAUAUCUUUACAGGCUUAUCAUACAUUGCAUACGUUUAGUGGUACUUUCCUCAGGGGACCAAACCCCACACGUUUGUGUUUUUCUGGUUUGCUGCAGAGGGACUGUCCUCCAGCUGCUUUCUCUCUGACUGAACUUGACUUUGUGCCUCACCUUUUCUCAGCAGUUUGCGGGGAAAACUUGCGCCCACCUCAUAUUUAUAAUUCAUUACUAGGCUGCUCCUCCACCCCUGGCUGUCAGACUAUUCAAAUGAGACAUCACACAAGCCCAUUUUCAAGCACGCUACAGGCUACCGCAUUCACUGUCCAAUCACAGUGACUGACACUGUAGAGAGGCUAGUGCCCCAGUAGAAAAAAGCUGUUACGAAACAAAACACCCUCAUAAACCCCGCGACAGGCAUUCACAUUGACACAAACUCAUAUAUUAAGUCAUAAGAAACAAAUAGAAAAAUACGGCACACACAUUUGCCCCCUUUUUUUCUGCCACUCACCCCGUCCAGCCUUGUGGAAAUAAAGCAGAUGCAUUAUUCAGUCCAUAUGUCUUGCUAAAGCGGGCUCUUUUUGAUCUUAAACUGAUAGGCCAAGCGUGGGCUCAGGGCCUUAAGGCAUGGACCGCAGGGCUUUCCACUGCGGCACAUGAGUAGUGGUUGAAGUAGGUGAGGAGUCUCUCCCCUCUUCCUCUCACUCUAUCUCUCUACUUUGCCUACUUCUUGAGUUCAUUUGUCCAUCCCCUGUGUUCAGUCAAACCCUCUCUACCUUUAUCCAUGCUUUGCUGCUCCCAUUUUCUACCUCUCUCGUUCCGUUAACUUAAGAAAACUGGGGCAUAAGCAAUUCUGCGUGCAGUAGGCUAUUUAUAAGGAUGCUAAUGGUUGCUUAAAAGAAGAAAUAAAAGGACGCAAUGUUCUUUUUUCUAUGUGAAACUGUUCUGCCAAAUCUCAACAACUGCUCAAGAUUCCUCCUUAGGUUGACCUCUUUAAUUGCCUCCAGUUAGUCCUUCCUUCCCUUUCUCCCCCUCCACUUCAUCGCUGCCUCUUGAUUUCCCUCCUUUGAAGCUGGUCCAGUGAAGAUUUCUAUUCACAACACUCAAGUUCAGCAGUGCGGAGGGCUAGACCCAGCAGAGAGCUUUCUAUCCCCCCUUUCCUCAGAUGUUUCUGCACAUCAAAACGAAAAAAGGCCUGAGUCUGAAGUACACGCCUAGAGAGGGAGAGUGUGUCUGUCUCUGUUUCUGGCUUUAGAAAGGGUCUAGCUAAAGAGGCCUACUGUAUGCUGCUGCCCCACAGAGGGAGCGCUGCUAUAGGCGGUGGGGCCCCAGUGAUUGUUGUCUAUGGGCCGAACUACAAGAGAAAGCCACUGGCAAUCUGGCCACUGGUCUUUAGAAGGUCUUUGCCUUGUACUCGCUCCAUAGAACUGAAUAGCGAAUCUAUAUUCUUCCCUCUUUCUGUGUGUGUGUCUGUCCCCCAGGCCCGGCUCUGCCUCACACUGCAUGGGGCGCCGUGUCAUGCUGCCCAGAUGAAAGCGAAGCAUUCUGUGGAUGGGCUCAUUCGUCUUCAGCAGCGGGCCUGCAGCCUUGACGCCUGCCUUCCCUCCCUUUAUUUAGGAAGAGAGGCGCGCUGACAUUAUCGGCCGCUGCAGGCACAUUUGAAAAUAAUUGCCUGUAUGAUUGCUAUUUUUCUUACCUCUUUGAGGAGGUGUAGCCUUUGUCUUGGAAUCAAUGGCUGCUCAAUACUGGACAGGGGAAAGGCAGUUUCCUUUCAUGUCUCGGUGAAAAGGAUGUAUUUUUAGCGCUAUUCAUUUUAGCAGUGUGUGCCAUGCAGUUUUAAUCUAUUGGUCCUCUCUGCUGUGUGGAGAAUGGAAGGGAUUCAGAGGGUCUUCAGAGGUGUGCCACACUGUUGCAGAGAAAAGAUGCAUUGACUCGCUGUCCUAUCACUAUCCCUCUCUCUUUGUCUAUUAUUUAUUUGAUUCUUAGCUGUGUUCUAUGAAGUGAAAAACUGAAAAGGCCUCAGUUCUGCUAUUUCAGGAUGGGCGACUCUGGGGACUCGGGGAGGAGGUGUGUGUAUGUGUGUUUGUGUCUUUUACUAGUUUGUGCAUUUGUGAUAGCGUCCAUGUGUGCGUGCAUUUUUAUCUUCUUUGUUUUUUUAACAAAAAAGAAAAAAAUAUAGAGAUUGUGUGUUUUCUCUCCACUUCAUGCCCAAACACUCAUAACACAACAACAGAUGGCUGUGUGUCAUCAGAGCGUUGAUUCAAGCCGCAUAUUUCCAUGGAAAGAGUCGCAGCGGAGAGAGACGGGGGUCCAAAUGGCUGUUUAUUCUGCCACAAGUCAUCCCUAGGGUGUGAUGAAGGAAGGUCUAUCCUACAGUAGGACACUAAGUCAGUGCUUACCACGGAGGCGCGAUGUCCAGAGAUGCUUCACUAAAUCAUGUUAAUUGAUCAGCAGCUUUGCAAUGCAUGGGGUUUAAAUGAAGGUUGUUUAAUCAUUAUAGGGAAACCAAGUGGGUUUAACUCAUCUCUCUGCAUACACUGGUUGCCAAGUGUGUAUUUAUUUGUGCAUGAGGUGGAACAUCAUGGAGUGGCUUAACUACUUCAUUAAAAAGGCAUUUGAAAAGAUAGAUGCUGAAAAUGAGAAACAGGCACAUUUAUUUCUUAUGGUGGAACAUUACACAUGGGCCUCGCUCCAGUAUCUGUACUCCAAGCAUGUAUAGGUCUCUUUAACACUUCCUUAUCUACAGUAGACCUGUGACUGUAUCCACUUCAGACUCUGCCUGUCUGACAGAGCUAUAUUCAUGCAAUUAGGGAUGUAUCAAUCCAAUAUUUGGAUUGGGUAUCGGCUCCGAUAUUGAUAAAUUAACUUGAUCGGAUAACUGAUGAACAACGCCAAUCCAGUGCUCCCAUCGCAACGCAGCGGUUCUGUUCGCUCUAUAUUCUGUCUAUCUGUCUGUCUAUCCUUUUGCACUUAAUGUUUACAUGAAUGUCUCACUUCUUUUUGCUGUGUGCUAAUGUGGCAUUUGUUAAUAAAUAAUAUGAAGUAAAAUAUUAAAUCUGUGUUAAUUUUGUACCUUUUUUCUAACAAGGCUAAUGUCAAGCCUGAUGCCUUCACUCACAGGGUUGGGUAUACAGUUCAUUCAUUCAACCGUAGUAUUGGGUCGGUAUCAGAUAUGGGCCGAUACGCUCAACCCAGGUAUUGGUAUCGGAUUGGAUUGGAAAAAAAUGGAUUAGUUUAAUGCAAAUUAAUCCAAAACGUGUUUCCAUUUAGCCCUCGUGACUCACUGUCCAAUGAAUUCACGUCUUUCUCUCUCUUUGGUCAGAUGGCCAGCGAGAUGUUUUGACACCUCGGGCUCCCUGUCAGUCACAAACUCACCCAGAAGGACUGACAGACAGAGAGACAGACACACACACACACACUCUCACACACAAGCAGACAUCUCCUGGAGCCUGCCACUGCUUAUUCAAUUCAGAAUAUUUUAAUAAAGCAGACAGGCAGAGAGAAAUAGGGCUAGGAGGAGUAAGGGAGGAGAGAUAAGGCCAAGAGAGGCUGGAAAAAAAAGAAGGUGGGGUACAGAAAGUGAGUGACAAAGAACAAGGGGGAUGCUGACAUAUGGGGUGAAAUUAUAGAGUGGGGGGGAAUGGAGAGAGUGAAAGUGAAAGGAGUGUUUCUGACAGAAAGAGGGUGAAAUGAGUGGGUGGAACAGGCAGAUAGAUAGAGGGGGCGAGAGAGAAGGUGGAGGUAGGUUAAUGGAGAGAGAGAGAAGGGAGAAAAGAAGGGGGUUGGAUGAGGGUGAUGGAGGUGAAUAGAAAGGGGUGGACAGCUCAGUGCUUGGACAUCGCACACAUGGGGCUCAGGAGGAGGAGGAAAGGGAGGAAGAAGGGAGCAGAGGAGGCGGCAUCCACACUGCUCCAUAGCCUCACAAAGGAUGGUGACUUCCUGGCUCGACAUGGUCCUUUUCUCCACAGCCCAUCAGGCAGAGAGGAGACUUUGAGAGAAUGGGUGGUCUUAAGUGGAAGGAGGCUAAAGUAUCCCUUCCACCCUCAAGUGCUCUGGGGUUUAGUUAAAAGUCACACACAGGGGAAAUCAGGGUAUUCUUUUUCUGCGCGUUAUUACUUUUAUAUGAAUAAUUCUCCUCUGUUCUGCAGCGAGUUGCUCAAGCCUCAACGGGAUCGACAGCAACAGGGACAAACAGAAUGAGGGCUGAAUAAAAAAGCGUACAGCAGCAGCAUGAGCAGGCCUACUUUAUGGCUAAGCUCCUCCUCUCACCAGAACUGAUGCAAAACAACGGCCUGGCCUUUUCCCUCCAAACCUCAUCCCAGCGUCACCAGGCUCAGGGCUAAUAGGUAACCAUGGUUACAGGUAUCACACAUCCCCUCUAUUUUCCCCCCUCCAGGGUUAGGGAUUGGAGGGAGAGAGAAAGGAGGCGAGGGUGUCAGUGUUGUUACCUGGUUGCCCUUGUAUCACUGAUGCUUAUCGGAUCACUCCAUCUUCAUAUAGCCGUCCAUUACCAUGCAUGUCUCAGUCCCCCCACAUCCGUCUCCAGCACAGAGCCCAGCUGGAGAGGAAUAAACUAGACUCAAUAUACCAGACUGAUGGUUCUCUGCUGCAGGAUGGCUUUUUUGUUCCAACACAGUGGCAGGUCUGAAACUCACUGCUUUUCUCUUACUAUGAGGGAAAACUGAGAGUGACGCUGUUUGCGGUCCAUUGUGAGGGGAUGGAUGGAGUUCAAUGGCAUUUAACUCAAACAUCACAAUAGGUGCUGUUUGUUGAAUAGUCCAACUAGUUUGAGAUUUCUUUAAUAAACCUCAUAUUAAAUAUUAGCCAUACAGAUUCUACAGGGUUAAAUAUGCUGAUUCUCUGUAUGUUAGCUGUGUAUGAUAUUAAUUAAAAGAAAAAAAGACUGGAUCAAAACGCUUUAUCGGAGUUAUUCAUCCAGUAUCCAAUCCAGUUAAUUUGUCAAUAUCGGAGCUGAUAUCUGAUCCAAAUAUCUGAUCGGUGCAUCCUUAAUAAUAUCAGCCAUUAGAUAUAUCUGUCAGGCCUUCCAGACUGUGGUGGUGUUUAUGAAUCAGACAUUGGGUUCAGUAAUAAUGGGCAUUAACUGUAAGACCAUCAGUUGGAGCUGACUGCUCUGUCUGCUGCUGAUAGUUUUUUUUAGGGUUUUUCUCACCUGCAUGUUGCCCGUCGAGGUGAGCUCCCCUUCUCUUGACAUCUGCGUCAGUAAUCAAAGACAGAGCGCAGGAGGAAAGCACACCACCACGGAGACAGCCCAAGACACCUGCAAUGACAUUGUGGAGGUGAAAAACCUCUCAGGUCGCCCCCAGCAGUACUCACCUGGGAGCUUAUGUGUGAAGUUGGGGGUUUAGUGUUUGUGUGUGUGUGCGUGCGUGCGUGUGUGUGUGUGUGUGUUGAAGCAGGUGAUAGAGUUUAGUGGGGUGUGUUCAGGGUUCAAAGAGCAGCCCUCAGAGCGCAUCACGUCUUAUUCUAACGAACAAGAGAAAGACGCGUACCUGCCAGUUGAUUGGCUCCCGAUCUGGCUGCCAAGGCAACCCCUCACCCAUCCUGCUGCCUCCCUCCCUCCUCUGCUUCCUUCCUUCCUUUCCUCCUCCCCCCCUCCGGUUCCACAGCUAGGCUCACAGAUGAGUCGCGCUCAGACAGGUGAGAUGGCUCAUGAAUAUUUAUGUGGUGGGAUUUCAUUCCUCCUGCCGCUGGCCCCUCCCCCUCUCUAACGCUGUGCUGCGUUUGUCCUUCACGGUAAGAGGCAGCGUCCUCGCUCCUGUCCCUCAGGUUAAUCUGCCUACUCUGUAGCCAGUGAGUGUGGGUGUUGGUGUGUGUACUGUGUGCGUGUGUGUGUAUGUGAAUUUGACUAGUAAGUAGGUUUCCCCAAGUGAGUGAUGAGAAGGCAGACCUGUCACAAGGGGGCCCACUGAGAUCCAGAGCUCCUAACACCUCUUCAUACUCACCCCCCUCUCUCUCUCUCUAUUUCUCUCACUUUAGGUGAAAGUCUGAGCUUUGUAACAGCUUGGUGCACCAUAUAAUCAGUACAUCUUAUUGUGAGUUGACAUACAUUUGUUACAUCAAGCCCAGGUUUACUUGCACUGUUCAAGUCUUUUAUUAUUUUUAAUUCUUUUCAGGACCCUCAUGGUCAGUUUAACACUAAAUAUUGUGGUGAGGGUUUUUUUACUGUUUCCAUCAUUUUCAAAGCUUUUAUGUCUUCCACCGAAUUUUAUUUUAUUUUAUUUUAUUUCUUUAUUGCCAGUAAUGUGACAUUUACCCCAAGUGUUCUCUUGUUGUUGUUCUGGAGUUUUUAUCUUCUUUGUGUUCCUGCAUAUUAAAGCACUUUGUAAACGCUUGUUUUUAAAAGUUCUAUAUAAAUAGUUAUUAUUUUUAUUGUUGUUGUUGUUGUUGUUAUUAUUAAUUUGGUUUCAUUGUGAAAAAUUGUAAAAUUUAGCAACUGCAGCUUUAAAAUCGGAACUGUGUCCUCUGUGUUAUAGUUGUAGGGAAAAGUUACGAUCUUUUUUGUGUUGUUUGGAUACAGCUCUUUUUUAAGUGGCCCCGUGAGCUUAAAGCGCCCUAAAACUAAGAUGAAUGUUAUGCUUUAAUUCUUUAAAAAUUAAAUUACAUAUUUUGUGAGGUUAUUUAAGUUAUUUGUUUCUCUUAGUGAGCAGCAGCUUCUCUGAGGUGACACACUUUUUUCUUUUUGAAGUUUUUCACCAGUAUAGCACACAGCCUUUGCCUCUGUGUGCUGUUUUAUUUUUCCACCACAGUUGUCCCAGAUCAAAGAUACCAAGAGACAGAUUCACCUCAAUCAGGGCGACACGCCUCCUCCCAAUGUGUAUGUGGUGGGAGGAUCAGCCAUGUUUCAUAAAUAUAUGUACAUACUGUAUUUGUUAUUCAAAUCCAAGGAUGAAAGCCGUGGUGGAAGGGGUUUAGUCAUGCUGCAAAAGCAACAAGACAAGGGGAGAGCCAUGGUGCUGUGUGACGGAGUAGAGAGCACAGAGAAAGAGAAAGUGGGUGCCUCUUUUUAUGCUUUUUAGUUAAGCAUUAGCUUGUAGCCAAGCACGUCGCUUGUGGGGACUGUGUCAUAAUUGUACCAUUUCACUCUGCUGCCACCCACACCCAAUGCAAAUAUGGAUAGGAUCUGUUCAUAAUUAGCAUACCUGUUAAAUGUAUUUGCUAGUAUUGCCUAGAGAACACAGUCUUUUGUUUGCUGGCAGAUCUUUUUGUUCUGCUAUCAGGGGGGGUUUCCAGGAAAGUGUUCCUCAGAAGACAUUUUAAAGCAUGCAUAAAAAACAAAGCGAGGAUCAUAGGGAUGUGUUUUACUCUGUGCAUGGCUGAUAAGGUGAUAGAAAAAGUGUGUUUUUUUUAAGACUGGAUAGUAGAAAACUGGUGCUGUAGAGCUGGAGCCUGUGAGGCCCUAUAGUGACAUUCUAGUGGGAACCAAAGCAGAACCAAAGCAAUACUAGCCUAAUUAGCUGACCUGAUUACAGGAUAAAGGCUUGAUGUUGUAUUGAGAAGAAUCAUCCCCGUAAAGCAAGAUUGCAGAACAGCAGAUCCAUAAAAAUGAUCUUGUCUUUAAUUCAAUUUUCGUUAAACACCAAACAGAUAAACUUUUAUUUUGAAGGCUGGAGCAGCAGCAGCAGCCCAGCCUCCUGUAAACACACUUUCUGAGUGCCAUCAUUCAUCCAUCACUUGUGCCACAGCGAUCUGUCAUGGCUGAAGUAAACAUUAAGGCCAUCAGUCUGCGCUGUGCAUGGAGGUGGUUGCCUCCAUUUGUCCAUGUCCAGUCAGCUGCGGAGAAACGGUGAUGGAAUCCUGACAGAUUGUCUGUGUUUUGGAGCGUGUUGUUUUCCUUGCCCAUCCAUUUUUCUCCUCCUAGCCAUGUUUGCCAUGCAUCAUCACUCUCUCUCUCUCUCUCUCUCUCUCUCUCUGCCUCUACCCCUCCUUGCUUGCCUCAUCAUUUCUCAGAGGGAUGUGAGCGAUGGAUGGACAUCCAGGCUACCUGCGAGGAGAAACUAUGGAAACACAGCACUUCUUAUUACACUGUAUGAAGCUUCACACAAAAGAAACAUCACAACUGGAUCAUUUAAUUCCCCGGCUUUCUCUUAUUCUCCCUCUAUUGUCCCCCCACACCAUCUCCCUACCUCCGUCUCCAUGUCAUUGUGUGCCAGCCAAACUUGUCUAAUCAGCAGAUUCGACCAAAAAUAAUUGGCGGUGGCCUUGCUGCUAGCGCGCGCCGUGCUGUAUACAGAUAGGGAAAGGAGCACUUAAUAUUCCACGCAGCUCGUGCCUCUCCUGUUCUCUGUGAUAUCUGACCUCUUUUGUCUCCUGCUCAGCUUGAUGUUGAUUUUGGAGGGCAUUGUUAGCCAGAACACUCUGAUUGGAAGAGGGAUGUCGGCGAGGGGGCUGUGGUUGGUUGGGUUAAAGAGGAGGCUGAUUUGCAUAAAGGCUUAGCCCAGAUUUGGAGCCACUCAGCGAGAUCUGAGGAGAAGGGCCCGAGGGGCCACGAGGUAAUCAUCCAUGGCCUGUCACAGCGCUGUCAUUCCUCUGCGUUUUUGUGUGUCUGUCUAUAUCCGUGUGUCUGUAGGAGCAGGAGACUUGAGAGCGUUGCGUCUACACCUUCUUUGUGUUUGUUUGCGUUAUGUGUGCAUCAUUGUGGAGAAUCUCUCUCAUCCUUUCUCUCCUUUUCUUUUUUUUUUCUUUUCAUUUUCCAGGAAGACUGGUCCGGGCCAAGCGGAUCAUAGAGGCAGCCAAUCCUGCAGAAUUUGAGUACACAGUAGGCAGCAUACCGACGGAGUGGGAUGGUGAGUCUGGACUGCAGCAUCACGGUUACAAACCUAAACUAUCACUAUCACUACAAGAGAUAAAUGACAAUAUAAACACCGGUGCUACCUCGCAGAGUACACAAAGUGCAGCACAAAUAAAAUGGAAUAACAAAUUCAUGGCAGCAUCUUUGGGGCCCAAGCUAAUCCAUUGAUUUUUUUUCUUUUUUUAUAAUGCAAUAUGGGGGUGGGGAAAAGCGUACUCAUGAGUUUAUCAAAGACGCCUUCUGUUGGUGUUAUACAACCGUACCAUAAAAUAGUGUUUCAGAUUUCUUACAACUGGAUACAAACUGUUCCCUCUGUCUCAGACUGGCUUUAUCCACCUUAAACCCCUCAUCCUGCUUCGCCCCAUCCCUCAUGCAUUUUCAUCAGGAUGCAAAUAAGAAAGGGAUAAAAGAGGCCCAGAAUCCCUACGCUAGCAGGAGGAAGAGUUAGAAAAUCUCGCUUUCUCUCUCUCUCCUCCUCGUUCCCUUUAACCUGCGCCGCCGUGCAGCCAGCUCAGCCAAAAUAGAGCUCCUUAAAGAGUAAAAAAAAAAAAGUGGAGAGAAAGAUGACAGACAGACACAGCUCUUCUCAGGAGGAGGAAGAAGGACAGAGGUAGUGAUAGAAAAUGACAGAGUGUGUACUUUCAAAUUCAAAGAUCAGAGCAGAUCCACACUCUCUCUGCUGAGACACAGCGCUCAGUGGCCCAGCUCUGCUUCGACUAAAGCAGUAUCAGUGUUCUGAGUUUAUACUGAGUAGAACCAGUUUUACCAUUCUGCCUGUUUCCCCAUAGUUUCCUCAGUAAAAUGAGGCAAAACAAAGUAAGAAACCCUGGGUGCAGCAGUCUCCCUGCUGCUAGCUUGGUUACUCACUGAUGCUAUAGCUGCAGCCUUUAAAUAUGACUGCAGGUUUUGUUUGUGCACCGUAUGUUUGUGUGGGUGUGCUCACUCUUUUUUUUUUCUUCUCUCUUCUCUCUAACUCCUCCAGCUUGGAUCCGAGGCAGACGGAAGGAGCCCCCCUCCAUCGAGGUACGCCCCCCCACCCCACUCUCCUCCUCCUCCUCUUCUUCCUCUUCCCCACAGCCUCCCUGCUGAGCUGAUGGUUGGACUCAGGGGGGCUGGUUACAAGGGAGGGAGAGAAGUAAAGAUGGAGAGAGGAAAUAGCUUUGAUUUGUUUUAUCUUACAGUUGCAAACUGAAUCCAGGAACUUUGGGGGACAGGUGUUAGAAUAAACAGCAGCUGAAGCGCGUUGAUGGUGAGACAGAGAGCAAAGACAGCCUCUGAACAAGCGGCUCACUGACACCAUGUCCUAGUUUACUGUCUUUUUUUUCCCCAGCAUCUCAGCUUUUUGUGUUUUAUUUCUGGCAGUCUCCAAGAAGGGAAUGGUGAAGGAGUGCAGUUUUUUCCCCUCAUGUUCUUCUCUCCGGGUUUAUUGCUCUUUAAAUGUGAGAAUGCUGGAAAUCAUUUGGCCAGAGAAAUGUGGGUCUAUAGGAAAUCCCUUAGAAGGCCAGUACCCAGGCCCUCUUUCUAUCUCUCUGUGUCCUCUCUCCUGCCAGUGGCCAAUGCCAUCCCCUGCCUCUGCUGCCAGAACAUUCUCUUCCAAUUUUCUGCCUUGCGUCUGCCCAAUAGCUGCCAUCGACAGCUGGACAGUGUUGAUGUGGCCAAGGCUUCACUCCCAGCACAUUACCCUACCCCUUGUCACGCUCCCUCUCUUCCUGGUCCAAGCCGACAUAAAUUGAUUGGAUUAAAUCCUGUCAUUAACAGGCUGGAAAAGCAGCUCAGUAUGUUUGUCUCCCUCCCCAAAGCGGGGCUUUUUGGCCAUGGCUCUCCCCGUCUCUUUUCCAGUCCUUCAGUCCUGCCAAAACACAACAGCAUAAUGCCCAGUCCUCCCUUCUUUUUCUGGUUUCCCAUGCUAGGGAGAGGCUAACAUCACUGGACACUAGCUGUAGCUCAAGUGGUGGACCGUGUUCAGGUUGUAAUUGUUUCCAUGAGCUGAAAUGGUUGUUUAUACGGCGAAUGCCUCCUGUCAUGUUAGCUUACCGAUCUGUUCCAAGCACUACAUUUUAACCCAGGUUUAUUAGACCAAUAUAGGAGAACUGAGCGGGCUUGUUCAGGGCUGGUAAAUGCCUGACUUUAUACACGGCAGCUUCUCACAUUUGUUCCUGGAUGAUGCCCAGUGCAGCUUCACUUGUCUGGUACUUUGGACUUUGUCGCAGUUGUCUUUUUUGCUUCACCUAACAACAAAACUGAAAUAAUCAAUUUUCCAUGGAGACUUUUAUUCAGGAAGUUUUUGCAGGACAGUUUAGAGGUAUUCAAACUUUCAGUCCUCUUCAAUAUGAGUCUGAACAGUUAUUCAAAAGGCUGAUAUUUUUUACAAAAGUGUUUCUUUACUACCACAGACAGGGACACGAGUGACCCUUUCAGUUUUCUUUAUUCUUAGUUUUGGUUGGUGGCUUAAAUACUGCUCACAAUACAACUUUUUUUUUUUACCUCUGAUACGAUACAGAUAUUGUAGCCUUCAGUAUUGGCCGAUACUGAUCCAAUAUUGGUACAAACUUGUGCACAAGUUUUGCACUCAGCUGCAACGUCUUUUUUUGAGUUUAACGAAAAAUACUGCCACACAGCAGACAUCACUCCGAGUCCUUGCUACUUUGCUAAUACCUUAGUACACAAUGUUGCUAUGAUUACAUGGGCUGUACAUGCUGGAUCCAGGUGCUGCCAGAUAGAGGUGACAGAGCGGAGUCUGAAAUGGACUGCUUGUAUCGGAGUGCUGAUAUCGGAGAUUUUGAAUGCAGGCCGAUAUAAUACGAUAUUCAUGUUUUUUACGAUAUUCAUGUUUUUGCUGAUAUCGGACAGAUAUCCAAUAUUAAAAUUGUAUUGGGACACUCCUUCUGCUCACAUCUAUAAACAGCGAGUGGUGGUGAAGUGACUGAAGGUUGUAAGCAGUGCCAGCUACAUUAGGUAGGAAAUUUGCUGAUUCAUGGGGAAGUUUGAACACAAACUAUAACUUUUUAUUAUUCCUUAAUUGGCUAAUCUUGUGGCAGAGAAGUUGUGGCAAAAGCGUGACAUAAAUACCUGUGAAAAUGUGUUUUCUGUAUAAUCUUAGGCCACAUACAGUAUCUCAUAUAGGUUCCCCAUUAAUGUCUGCUAAGUAUGACCAUGAAAAUAAAGCUAUUACAUUCUACAUCCUGUAUGAGGUUUGAGUUCAUUUAACAGCCACUUUAGAAUCCUUCAACAUGUACUAGACUUAACUGGCAUUGGACAAAAGCUGUACGACCACCCCCACGCUGACACCAAACACAUACUCAGGGAUAUACUUUCAAUGCCGUUUAGCCGACAUAUGAAAUAAAUGUGAAAUGGCGAUCAUUAUUUCAAACCACUACACAUGUGAAGAUAGCACCCACCAAUGUCAUUAUUCUAAACUUGCAAACCUGUUUCAGCAAUAUUUCAGCAUUCAACUUUCUAUAGCAGUGGCCUGCAUACAUAGAGCUUAUGUACAAUUAGUAUGGUAUGGUGUAUAUAUAUAUAUAUAUAUAACACGUUCACAUGGUUGCAGUCAAUUUUAGGACAACAGGUGAAGUUAAAGCUCAACACAAUAUUAGCGUGGGGAUAAGGAAAUGGAAUGUAUCAUUCAGUUGUCCUGACAUUCUCCUUAUUUCACUCAAUAACUUUUAGCUGCUUCUUUUGAAAUAGGGUUUAGUUGAUAUCUAUGUCUCAGGUUGAAAAAUCAUUCUGGUAUCACAUUUUUAAUUAAUGCGUCUUUAAUUUUGUGUUGACAGGAGCUGCUGAAGAAUGAGUCCUACAGGAAGCAGAUCAAACUGAAAGCAAAGGAGGUGGAGGAAAAAGAUCUCGCUUUACAGGCCAAGGAGUAUGAGGAAGGUUUGGUGGCAACUCCUACAAGAACUUUGGCCACAGGCCAUGCAGCCAGCACCAGCUUUGGCAAGCAGGAGUUCAGCGAAGAACCAACCAGCACUGCAAACACGUUCCAGCCUGGAUCCUGGGCACCAAAUCCAAAGAAAUAG
This is a messenger RNA of Xyrichtys novacula (pearly razorfish), 14290 nucleotides long. The record is from the annotation of a GenBank genome assembly. Lineage: Eukaryota; Metazoa; Chordata; Actinopteri; Labriformes; Labridae.